This is a messenger RNA of Haliotis rufescens (red abalone), 7947 nucleotides long. RefSeq lists its product as uncharacterized. The transcript is spliced from 5 exons. The coding region runs from base 73 to 2211 and encodes 712 amino acids. Gene Ontology annotation, biological process: T cell receptor signaling pathway. The record is from RefSeq and is a predicted model, not a curated record. NCBI's taxonomy places the organism in Eukaryota, Metazoa, Mollusca, Gastropoda, Lepetellida, Haliotidae.
ACAGCGAGCCAACAGGAAAUAUUGCGCUAUGGAAAACAGAUUACCUGAAGUUCAAAUGACAAGAGUCGCGUAAUGGCGGCCCGUGGGGCGCAUGUGAGCAGACAGGUGGAGGAUGGGUCCAUACAUACUUUACAGGACUUUGUGAACGUGGCAGACCUCCCCACAACUGUCUCCGUGGUCGGAGGAGGGUACACAGGCAGUCAUGUACGUAUCUCACGCGGAGAUGUGUUGUUACUCAGGUCACACCUACCUAAAGAAGUUACUCUAGCGUUUCACAGCGAGGACACAGGCGCUCGGAAGGAAAUACCGUGUUCCCUUGAAUCGUGCUUGAAGUUCGUUGUAUUACCUCCUAAAAACAAGGGCCAGCUUUGCGACAGUCAUGAAUCUCUGUACACAUCAGUGAGCGACCUACUUAAGGAUUGUCCGACCUAUUUUCAAGCCACGGAGGAUUACGAUGACCCCUAUUUACCUGGGUUUUCAGUUAGACAAGGAGACAAGUUCCGCUUUUUGCGUACAUUCAAGGACCCGCGAGAUGACAAAGUUCGCCUGGAGUGCAAGGAUAAUAGUGGCAAUGUUAUCAGAUUGUCAAGUGAUUGCAAGGGCUACUUCCGUGUCCUCGAGGACCGGUCAGUGUAUACUUUGCGGGAACUGGUCAAUCAGGCCCGGGUGAGCAGACGACUUCGGCUGUCCACAGAUAACGUGCAGCUCCAGCCAAUAAGAUUGAAGAGAAUCAGUUCUACCGAGAAUUCAGAGCCGAAUUUGCCCCACAAUGAACCACCUCCUUCCCCUUUGGUUCAGAUUCCAUUAACCUUUAAAGGGGUGAUACACUUACGGAAGCCCGAGGAGAUGUUGGAAGUUUCGCCGUGGGGGGAGUUGGAUACGAGAUGGAAAGUACCUGUCAGUGUUAGUUUGCAAGUGAGACAAUUUUCGCAGAAUGACUAUGAAGUGCCAGUGAAGCAGAAAAUUGUUUCUAUGAAAAUUGACGACUUCAUUGGAACAUAUGAAGAGGAUUUCCCAGUGGUGGCUACGAUUGUGAAUUAUCCACAGAUUCAUACAGAGUUGACAAACCAUUUAAAGAAUGUGUCUGAUGUCAUAGUGCACAACGUGAAAAGCGCUAAGCGUCUUCUAGCAAGGACUAGGACCAGGUUUUACAGCAUUGAUAGCAAUGUUAGAGCAUCCUUUUCUGAAUUUCCAAAAUCUUUCAGAUUCAUUCGAGAUUUGUUACAAUGCCAAGCUGGUACGGAAGUACGAGUAAUGGGGGACAUUUUCUCUGAUUUUCCCAAACCAUUCUGUUUAAGAUAUGGAGACAUCCUCCGACUAGCCAGCAAGGAACCAGAGAAGUUUAAGAUGAAGAAAAGUUCCUUCAAAGAAUGUGAGGUUAUCAGAUUUCAAAGGAUAGCGGACAAUGGGUAUUCUGUUCCCAUGCUCUUGCCACCAGAUCUUGAAAUCAAAACGAUGGAGAUAACAAGUGUGCAUUCCCACAGGCCUCAUUAUUUGGCAGAUAUUAUCUCAGGUGCUGACCUUCCCUCAAGAACGGUAACUGUGUUGCAAGAGGAGAGCGAGAGUAGUCUCCCCUUGCCAAGCCGGUUUCGCCUUUUGACAGUCGUUUCUGAUGAGGUGCUAGUCAUAUCCCCUCUGGAUUAUUCUCAAACUCAGGCCAUAAGUCCAAUCCUGGAAAGUUGCAUUGAAAUUCCAACGAGACACAUGGUGCAUUUUGCCUAUUCCCGAAAGCUGAGUUUCCCUGAUAAUUAUUUUGUGUUUCCAAGGGCUCGCCAUACUAUUACCAUCCGUGUGGAGAAGAUCACAGAGGAAAUGACAGAUGAAAUGAGAACCAAAUCAAACCCGUAUGAAGAUGUCGCCUACAAUCCAACCCAAACACCAAUGAGGCUUCCUAGGUCUUUAUCCGCGGGUGCCCUAGACAAAGUGAAAAAGCGGAAGAAGAAUCCCCUGCAGCGAUUGAGUCGCGCCCUCAACCCGAUAAACUGGAGACGUAGCCACGCCCCCACCACCCUCAGUCGGCUCUCCCAGGAACCCCCGACACCGACCAACGACUACGACCAACCACCAAAGAGCCCCGGGGCCCGCAGCAAUGCAGAGGAUGACCCCUACGAACAAAUCAACAUCCAGAUCGGAGCCAGUCUUGCCUCAGCCAACCAAACGUACAGCCACACUGACAUUGCCUCAGCAAGCGAAAAACGCAACAGUUUCUAGUGAUACGCGUCAAGGAGUCGCGAGACACUAGCAAUGUCAUAUCCCACAGAGGAGGAAUCCCAAGAACAACCGCCAUAUGACGACUUGUUCCCUGUGGGCAAAUAAUGACUUGUAUGUAAAUUGUACCGUAACAGCAUCUGUAGCCUGGCCGUCAGUCGGGAGUUGUCCUUAUAAUAGUAGCACAUACACCAUGCUGGCAUGUGUGUUUGUCCAAUCAGUGUGAUAUAGUCAGGUUCGGAUAUAGCGAACACCUACAGGCUCUACCAAUUCGUUUUAUGCGAACUUCGUUGUUUUCAUACUAAUAACGUUAAUUUUAAAUUCUGAGUGAUGGAAAUUGUUUGGUUACAAUAGCAUAUUUAUUACAUCCCAUUUUGGUUUAUUUUUUUAUUUUUUCAAUGUAGGCUUUUAUUAUGGUUUGAGUAGAUUAUUUAUUGUAUGGUGUAUCGUAAAAGGUCACAUGAUAUUUCUCAGUCUCCACCAUCCGUUUAUUGUUGUGUGAGUGAGUGAGUAUGGUUUUACGUCGCUUUUAGCAAUAUUCCAGCAAUAUCAAGGCGGGGGACACCAGAAAUGGUCUUCAAAUAAAGUACCCAUGUCGGGAAUCGAACCCGGGUCUUCGGCGUGACGAGCGAACGCUUUAACCACCUGGCUCCCAGACCGCUCCCGUUUAUUGUUGAGAUAUAAGGAAGAGGUUACCAUAUCUCUCCGAAGAAGUGUAAAUGGUUCAGUUUCAAGUUGGCUAGACUUGCCACAUGUUGAAAUUGAGGCUCAAUAACAGGAAAAUAUAAGAUAAACACAUUUUCAUUACCUUUUAGUAAUCUAAACCAUUUUCAUAAGCAUGUGUUUAUGAAACGUUAUGAAAUAGUGAUGACACCAGGUGUUCGCGAAAAGUGAGCAUAUUCUGUCCCAACGGUGGCACUGUCACAAAUACAUGCAAAGGCAAGUCCGUGUUCACGAAAAAACAGCCAUAACAAGUAGGAUAGAAUUAUUUUGUAUUUGCAUUUUAAAGAAAUCCUCAUUUUCGUCACUUCUCAUAAUAGAAUCGGGAGAACAGUGGAUGACAAAUUACAAGGUAGUCAAUGGGAGAUGAUAGCAUUGUUAUGUUGAAGUAUUCCGUCUAAUGAGCCCUCGGUUGACUUGGAAUAUAGUUCUGUCAACUCGGUUAACGCAGUGAACAUAUGAAUGGUACCGAGCUUUAUCUGAUAGUUUAUCAUACGUUUGUUUUCUACCAGGGUCAUCUGGAGUUCUGAUCAAAAUAACAAAAUUGGAAGCAUAUUUAAUGCCAAACACCCCUCUCUUUAUAAUAUAGAGAAAGUUCGAAUAAUAGUGUAUACAUAGCGAGGUGUGUUUAGUGGAGUUUCGUCGUAUUAAAUGAGAAGUUCAGAUUCCUGUGGUUCAUCGGGUUACAAGAGGAGCAUGCUGGCAAUGUUAGGUAUCAAGCCAUACAUACUCAUUGUUACUUAACUUUAGAAAAAGAACAGAGCUUGUUAAGUGUGAGACAAAUUAAUCGUGCCUGAAUGAACCUCGACCAUGAUUUUACCAGUGAACGCGAUAUUACCGGAAGUGGACUAUAUAUCUUUGAAUCGUUUAUUUUCAUUGAAGGAAAAAGUACAGAUUGCACAGGAUUGAUUUGAUAAAUGCUGAUUUGACAUAGUAAGUUAGCUUCAACAAUGAGCUUCUGGUAGUAGUUCAUAGUGUGUGUGCAUGUUUGCACUGUUGGUGAAUAGGUAAACUAUUUCAACAUUAAAGAUGUUUGUCAAAUGAAACAAUUCUUAUUAAAUUAACGGAUAGUUCUUACACUUUGAAUCAGAAACGGGUCAGUUUCAAGCCCAUCCUGAAUCGCCAGACCCACAACACUAUAUUUUUGUCCAUUGAAAUGGCUCUACAACCGUGAAAUAAGAUGAUUUAGUGUUGAAACCUAAUUACUUCUCGUUGCACAUCUAUCUCUGUACCCUAGCUGUGUCAAUGAGAAGCAAACACCUAUGUAAUGAACACUGUGGAGCUGACAAGGUUGUCCAGAAUGAGACAUUGAAGAGUGCUUUCACAUCUCUCAAGGAUCUAUCAUUGCACAUCAUGAAAUUGUAAUUAGUAAAAUAUGGAGUCGUUUCAAGUAGUUAUAUUUCUUCCUCAAAAGAGAAGGUGGGUUAGCAACGUUCAUUUGUAAGACUAUAUGGCACAUAUAACGUCCAAUAGUACACUCGACAAAUGUCAAGGUCGUAUGAUGAUGUAUGGAUCGUCUAUAUCAUGGUCACGUUUGAAGGCUUAUGUUAUCAACUGAUGCUAUAUAUAGACCUAGCAUGCAACAUGCAGGGGUGAAGGUCAACGUCAUUCACACUGAAUUGACCCUGAAUACCUUGUACAGGUGAACGUUAUUCGAAUAAAUUUGAGAGUAUGCGGUCUGUGAACAAUUAAAGAUCUUGACAAAGUAGUUAAGAUCUUAACUUAAGUUACAAUUGAAAUACCGUGUACACGUCUUUCAACUGUCCGCUGUGUUAAUCCAUAAUGUUUAUCCACUAGUGAUCUGGUUAGGCACGACAAAUAUCUUACAGAAAUGCAUUUAGUACACGAUAUAUUAUGGCCAGCUUAUUUCCAAGACUUUUGUCACAACUUAUAUCACGUUCAUAUCCAACAACUUAUUUUCAACUACAUAGAUAAAUAUAUUACCAUGUUGAUACUAUGGUGUAACAACUUGUACAUAAUAUAUACAAUAUACUGUUUGUAUGUACCCCGAACAUUUUACUUUUUAGUUCAACACUUUAUUUAACCCCGAUACAUAUCUUCGUAUUUUAAUCAAUGAUUAAUCGUUUCUCUUAUGUAUAAACAUGCAUAAUUAAAUGUAAGACGUCUGUUGUAUCUGUACCUCCAAUCCUAAAAUUGUAUCAUUAACACAGGAUUGUGUGACAUUGUCGUUAAUGACAUUGAAAUGUUAUAGCGAUGCAAUGGAACUUUUCAAAACUGAAAUGGAUCAAAGACGAUUAUUUUUUUAUGUUACUACACGAUUCGACAUACAACAUAUUAAGGUCACUAUUCUACUCGACAUAAACGAUUUAAUAUUAAGGUCACUAUUCUACUCGACAUAGACGAUUUAAUAUUAAGGUCACUUCUCUACUCGACGUAGACGAUUUAAUAUCAAGGUCACUAUUCUACUCGACAUAAAGACGAUAUAAUAUUAGUUUCUACAUUUACCCGAGAUGUGUUAAGUUAUAUUUCACAAAGUCACAAACAACGUUAUGAACUUUAUAUAUGUGUACUGAUUGUUAUUGUUACUGUAUAAUGGUGAAUGUUUGUGUUGAUAAGAUGAGGCAUGUACAUACACGUCCUAUGUCUUAUCACUGAGACACAGUCGUUUUUGUGUUCUGAAGAUAUGCAUUACUCCUGAAUAUACGUUAUGAGUAAUGUUGGUUUGUUGUAAACUAAUAACAAUAGCGCCUAUGCGUAAUUCUAAUGGCCACAAUACUUAUCGAUGGUCGAGUACAAUAUAUACAUGUAAACAAGUAUAUAUCCGGUGAUUAUGCAAAUGUGGAUGUGAUGGACAUAUAAGACAUUUUCUUGUUUCCUUUUACGUUUUAAAAAUAAUUGGGUAGGUAGGUCGAAUUUUGAUUUGAUUAUAUUUCGAUUUCCCAACCACAAAAAACUAAAUUCACAAGUGUACCUAACAUAAACAGUGCCAAUUAUUAGAAAAUCACGAACAGCAAUGGUAGGCGGGUUCCAGAAAAUCCGGAUGGGAAAUAACUGUAACAGGCGAAACUGGAACAGAAGCUAGCAUGCAAAAAUAAAUUCAAAAUAAUCUCGCCGAUGUUUUGGGUCGGUCGGUGAUCCGAAACAGGAAGAAAAUAUAUAUGUGGUCCAUUGCGUUUUCUCAUGUAAACAACCUAUAGGCUAUCAUUAAAGUUUACAGACGAUUGUGCUGUGAUUUUAGAACUAUUUUCAUUGAAUGUUGAUUUAUCUAAUUGUACCAGUGUUAUUUAAGCAAGCCAAUCUUGUCCAUCAAAGAGCAUUCAUACAACACUCGUGUUCAAACUAAAGAUCGUUUAGUCCUGCCCGAUUGUCGACUUAAUAAACACGUGUGUAUCGUGUGUAAGUUCUCAGCCUGGAAGAGGAUUCUGAAAGUAUAAGAAGGCUCGAAGAUCUUCGGGAUGAAAAUGUCUGUUGCCUUUCACUUGCCCAAAUAAUCCAAGUCAGUCAAGUAAUGCAGCUUUCUUGCCCAAUUCCGAAGCAUGUGUGUGAAAAGGUUGAAGAGGAAGAACUGGCAAGUGCACACACUCUGGUCAAGCCUGUUGCUCAUAUCCCCGUGCACGGACAACUCAAAUCCUUGUAAUGAAGACAUACAGUCAUGGAGCAUGGUUUGCACGUGCAGUAUGUAUGACAGAACACAUAUCCCGUGCACGGACAACUCAAAUCCUUGUAAUGAAGACAUAGUCAUGGAGCAUGGUUUGCACGUGCAGUAUGUAUGACAGAACACAUAUCCCGUGCACGGACAACUCAAAUCCUUGUAAUGAAGACAUACAGUCAUGGAGCAUGGUUUGCACGUGCAGUAUGUAUGACAGGUGUCGUUUGUUAGGUGUUUUUCGCAGCACUCGGCAGUCUCCUGUUAUAUCACAAAGACCUGUAUAUCAUUGGGUUUGGACCAGCCAAACCAGUGGUUUAUAAUGUGAGCAACGUCCCAUGCCGUCGGGAUACGUCGACAUGCAACAUUCCAUGUCAUGGAGUCAGACACCGGGUCACCACUGUAAAAACCCACAUCUCAAACAUGGUUGUUUAAGUUAAAUAUUACUGCAAACGUAGUUGAUGUUUCUAGAUAGUCACACAACAAAUGCUCAGAUAGAAUGGCAGGGCAAUGUUGAAUUUAAGUCGUAGAUUAUCCACCAUGCUUGCAUUAUAUAAUUUAUUGUAUACCGGGGGUACUGUUAACCCAUACAUCACAUUGUAAUCAAGUGAGCAUGUGAGUUUGGUUUAACUCAGCUUGUAACAGUAUUCCACUUACAUCACGUGUGCCAACUUGAUGAGAGAGGAUAGCCCAAAGUGAUGCAGGUCAUGGACGUUUGGCGUGAUAAUCAUUUUUUUUUUUUAAGGAGAAUUGAGUUUUUACAUGCAUGACUAAGCCAUGGCUGUUGUAAACUGAGUUCGGAAGAAUGAAUAGUUUGAUUCCAGGAUAUUCAGGUCAUUGAUCACAACAGGUCAGAUUAACUGAUGAAGGUCUAGUCGUAUUUGCGACCAGUCCAUGUCAGAUGAUAAAAGAUGGACAGUACAUAGCUUGGACAACUAUGGUAUAUGCUCCUCUUCCAGAUUUUUCAGGGUUCAGGGGAGUUAUCUGGACGGAUGCAUAUUUACUGAAAGCCGCACAUUGCAAUGGAAUGAUGUUGAAAAUGUCUGUGAAAUUGGGUAGGGAAAUACAUAUGGAGCAAAAUGUGUUGCUUUCGCAUAAUAGAACCCUUCUUAAAGCACCAUUAUCAAUCAAAAUUGGUGUCAUCGGAUAUAUAAAUUGCUAGCGGCUGUAUCAGAAUCACGGUCGUGUUCUGCAACUAAGUGCCUUUAUUGUAUACCCUUCUUUGUAUAUUGAACAUUAACAUGGUUAUGUUUUUUUGUCUAUAUACAUUUUCGUGUAUAUUAUUCUGUACUGGUGGUAUGAAACAACAUUUUAACAGAGAAAUUGUUUAAAAAUAACAUGAAUCUGAAAUCAAAUCUGCCGAAUGAAUGUUGCUACUACCUGAAGCAAAUAAAACUUAAUGAUUGAUGAAA